AUGAAUCAAGAACAGAAGUCAUUUGUUUAUGUGUGUAUCCAAUGCACGUCUUUGAGGGAAAUAAAGCUUAAGGAUCCUAUAAGAUGUACGGAUUGUGGGAACCGAGUUCUCAGGAAGAAGAGAACUGACGAGGUGGUUCAGAUGGAUGCGGUCUGA
This is a messenger RNA of Ordospora colligata OC4, 156 nucleotides long. Its product is annotated as DNA directed RNA polymerase. The record is from RefSeq and is a predicted model, not a curated record. Gene Ontology annotation, molecular function: zinc ion binding; DNA binding; DNA-directed RNA polymerase activity. The transcript has a single exon. Gene Ontology annotation, cellular component: RNA polymerase I complex; RNA polymerase II, core complex; RNA polymerase III complex. NCBI's taxonomy places the organism in Eukaryota, Fungi, Microsporidia, Ordosporidae. Bases 1 to 156 code for a protein of 51 amino acids. Gene Ontology annotation, biological process: DNA-templated transcription.